Mercenaria mercenaria is the source of this 1427-nucleotide messenger RNA. RefSeq names its product skin secretory protein xP2-like. Bases 97 to 954 code for a protein of 285 amino acids. Lineage: Eukaryota; Metazoa; Mollusca; Bivalvia; Venerida; Veneridae. The record is from RefSeq and is a predicted model, not a curated record. The transcript is spliced from 2 exons.
UAAUGAGAGAGAAAUACACUUUAGUUAUGAUGCUCGUUUAAUAUUCUAUAAAUGGCGUAAUAUGUGUGAAAAUAAUUCACUAUUUUUGAGGACAUCAUGGAGAAAACAGGGAUUAUAAGCUUUACUUUCUUGUGUGUUUUCAUAGCAGGUACACUUGUGGUAGUUUCAAGCCAUCCAGUAGGGAAAAACAAUGGUUAUCCGCAAUACGUGAUAAAACAAGCACCAGCAAACAACAAACCGUCACCACCUGUUAACACACCAAAGCCAGCACCAGCUACCAAUGCACAAACGCCAGCACCAACUAAAAAAACACCAACGCCAGCACCAACUACCAAUGCACCAACGCCAGCACCUUCUACCAAAGCACCAAAGCCAGCACCGACUACCAAAGCACCAAAGCCGGCACCACCUACCAAAACACAAAAGGCAGCACCACCUACCAAAGCACCAACGUCAGCACCACCUACAAAUGCACCAAAGCCAGCAACUCCAAAACCUGCACCAUCUCCCAAUACUAAAGCACCAACCACCCAAGCGGCGGAAGUAACAGAAGCCGCUGAAGUAGAACCACCACAAGAGGGACAACCACCACCUUCCAAAGCACCAGCGCCAGCACCACCUACCAAAGCACCAACGCCAGCACCACCUACCAAAGCACCAAAGCCAGCAACUCCAAAGCCUGCACCAUCUCCACCACCAGCCACUCAAGCGCCGGAAGUAACAGAAGCCGCUGAAGUAGAACCACCACCAGAGGGAGAACCAGCAGCGGAAGGAGAACAGCCGGCAGAGGGGACAGCGGAAGCAGGUGCUGAAGCUGAGAAUGGUGAGAUGGCAGCUGAAGCUGGGGCUGAGGCUGGUGAAGCUGCGGCAGCAGAAGCUGGUGAGGCUGGUGAGGUGGCAGCAGGAGGAGGUGAGGCUGGCGAGGCAGGAGCUGAGGGAGGAGCAGCACCAUGAGUAAAGCAUCAAUACAUAUUGCCAACUAUAUGAACAUUUCGCAUUAUUGUCUUUGUUAUCCAUACCAAAGGAUCCAUUUGACUGGAAACUGAAGUAUGUCAGCUAUAUCUAUUAGGAAUUUACACAUCAUUAGUACACAAACAUGUUCUUAUCUAUAAACGUGUACUUGUACACAUAAGAAAAAAACUAUAAUCUAGGUGAAAUCACUAGAAAAAAUGCAUCCACUUACUCAGAAAGUAUGGCUUAAUAUAUUUCUGUUUUGUGUUGAAGAUGUUAAUCGAAGUUUGUAUUUCCCUUUAAACAAAGAACCUAUGUGCUUUAAACAUUCCAUUUGUUUACUGUAUUACAAUACUGUUGUUUGUGCUAUAAAUUUCAUUUGCAUGUUUGCAUGUACAUAUAUCAGCAUAUGCUGUGCUUUAUUUAAUUCCAUUGUAAACAGAAUUUAUUAUUUUUAAAUAAAAUAUUGCUUUGUU